AUGUCAUCGACCCUUCUUCGACAAAUUCGUCGCUGCAAAGUCUGUUUUGAUUCAAACGCGACUUUAGUUCACAAAGUUCUUGAAAAACUCGAAUAUCUCGAUUUUCAGUAUUCAUGGACUUUCAUCACCGCUCUGUUCUUCACAGCUACUCUUCUCACCACUAUAGGUUACGGUAAUCUCGUGCCAGUGACCUGGCAUGGAAGAAUGUUUUGCAUUGCAUAUGCACUACUUGGAGUACCUCUCAUCCUUAUUACCGUAGCUGAUAUUGGCAAAUUUUUGUCCGAAAACAUCAUCUGGUUAUAUUCAAGGUACUCGAAAGCCCGUAAGAAUUGUCGCAACCACAACUACACAGCUUUACCCACUAAGGACGAUCGUAAUCGCGAUGGAGAGCAGCUUAUGCCUAAAGAGAUUUCUACAGAUCUAUAUUGCGAUAAAUUUACAAAGUACGAAGCACUGCGAGUAGAAGCAAGUAGCACC
Cylicostephanus goldi is the source of this 477-nucleotide messenger RNA. The record is from the annotation of a GenBank genome assembly. NCBI's taxonomy places the organism in Eukaryota, Metazoa, Nematoda, Chromadorea, Rhabditida, Strongylidae.